Messenger RNA from Panicum virgatum (switchgrass), 621 nucleotides. Its product is annotated as cytochrome b-c1 complex subunit 8-like. The coding region runs from base 148 to 366 and encodes 72 amino acids. The record is from RefSeq and is a predicted model, not a curated record. Lineage: Eukaryota; Viridiplantae; Streptophyta; Magnoliopsida; Poales; Poaceae. Gene Ontology annotation, biological process: mitochondrial electron transport, ubiquinol to cytochrome c. The transcript is spliced from 2 exons.
CGAUCUAGAUUCCAGAAGCCACCCAUCCACCCACCCAAGGCACCCACACACAUCUCGGCGGCGUGCGCGAGGCGAUCAGAUUCAGAUCGGAGCACGCCGUCCCGACGAGGUAGGAGGAAGGCCGGCCGGCGACCCGGGGGAAGGAGGAUGGGGAAAACUCCGGUGAGGAUGAAGGCGGUGGUGUACGCGCUGUCGCCGUUCCAGCAGAAGGUGAUGCCGGGGCUGUGGAAGGACAUCACCACCAAGAUCCACCACAAGGUCACCGAGAACUGGAUCUCCGCCACGCUCCUCCUCGGCCCCGUCGUCGGCACCUACCAAUAUGCGAUGUGGUACAAGGAGCAGGAGAAGCUAUCCCACAGAUACUAAAUGAGAGGUCGUCCAAGUUGACUGCCACAGCAGCUGGAUUUUUCGUGAUGGAUUAUAUAGCCUCCAAGCAUGAUUAUAAUUUGUUGGAUGAAUUUUGGUUGUACUCCUUUUCACCUUCCCAUGCAUAUACGACAUGGCGGCCCCUUGCAAACUUGUUUGAGGCUUGCUACAUUUGGUGGCAUCUUCUGUCACUGAUGAUGUCAUUGAAUAAAUCAAAUUAACUGUCUGUUUCAUUUGAUUUCCCCUUUUUGGUGA